Messenger RNA from Plasmodium reichenowi, 851 nucleotides. RefSeq names its product heat shock protein 40, type II. The annotation marks the transcript as partial. The transcript is spliced from 2 exons. Gene Ontology annotation, molecular function: protein-folding chaperone binding. NCBI's taxonomy places the organism in Eukaryota, Apicomplexa, Aconoidasida, Haemosporida, Plasmodiidae. The record is from RefSeq and is a predicted model, not a curated record. Gene Ontology annotation, cellular component: cytosol.
AAGCAGAAAGGAAAUUUAAGUUGAUUGGUGAAGCAUAUGAAGUGUUAUCAGAUGAAGAGAAAAGAAAAAAUUACGAUUUAUUUGGACAAUCAGGAUUAGGAGGAACUACAACUAACGAUGAAACAUAUUAUACAUAUUCAAAUAUAGAUCCUAAUGAAUUGUUCAGUAGGUUUUUUUCUCAUGAUGCAAGUUCUUUCUUUUCGCAAGGUUUUGAUGACUUUCCGUCUUUUCAAGGUUUCGCAAGUAUGAAUUCAAGAAGACCUAGAUCAAGCAGAUCAAAUAUUUUUUCUCGAUCAUUUGGUAGAGCCGCUUCAUUUGAAGUUCCCUUGCAAGUUACACUGGAAGAAUUAUAUACCGGUUGUAGAAAAAAAUUAAAGGUAACAAGAAAAAGGUUUGUGGGUCUUAAUAGUUAUGAAGAUAAUACAUUUAUAACUGUUGAUGUAAAACCUGGAUGGGGUGAAGGAACGAAAAUUAAUUUUCAUGGUGAGGGAGAACAAUCAUCUCCUAAUGAACAACCCGGAGAUUUAGUUUUUAUUAUAAAAACAAAACCACAUGAUAGAUUUAUAAGAGAAGGGAACAAUUUAAUAUAUAAGUGUUAUUUACCAUUAGAUAAAGCUUUAACUGGUUUUCAAUUUAGCAUAAAAUCUUUGGAUAAUAGAGAUAUAAAUGUAAGAGUAGACGAUAUAAUUAAUCCAAAUAGUAAAAAGAUAAUAACUAAUGAAGGUAUGCCGUAUUCAAAAAGUCCAUCGAUUAAAGGUGAUCUUUUCAUUGAAUUUGAUAUUGUCUUUCCUAAAAAAUUAAGUCCUGAACAAAAAAGAACAUUAAAGGAAACCUUGGCAAAUACGUAUUAG